CUUAAGACGAGACUUGAUCUUCUGCAUCUGGACAGUCUUGUUCCUGCAGACAGUGACACAGACAGAAGACACCAGCUGUAUUGCAAGCAGUUUCAUAUGACUCCAGAGAGAAAAGGCUACUACAGGCACCUUUCCGAAGAAGUGUUUCGGCUACAGAUUAAAAAACUACAAAUGUCAACUUCCCCACCAACCUCUUGUGAUUGGAUGCUCCUGGUUGAACAGAAGAAUAUAAAUGUCCGGGUUACAACCAUGGACGCUGAGCUGGAGUUUGCCAUCCUGCCCAGCACAACUGGCAAGCAGCUUUUUGACCAGAUAGUGAAGACUAUCGGGCUGAGGGAAACCUGGUUCUUUGGCCUCCAGUAUCAGGACAGCAAAGGCUUCUCCACCUGGCUCAAGCUGAACAAGAGGGUGACAGCUCAAGAUGUGAAGAGGGACAACCCUUUGCUGAUUAAGUUCAGGGCCAAGUUUUACCCUGAGGAUGUCGCGGAUGAACUGAUCCAGGAGGCAACACAGCGCCUCUUCUUUCUGCAGGUUAAGGAAUCCAUCCUAAAUGAUGACAUAUACUGUCCACCUGAGACUGCGGUGCUCUUGGCCUCGUAUGCAGUUCAGGUAAAACAAGGAGACUAUAGGAAAGACUAUCACGUACCGGGAUACCUCACAAGAGAGAAGCUGCUUCCACAGAGGGUUUUAGAGCAGCACAAGCUGAAUAAAAGUCAGUGGGAGGAAAGGAUCCAGGUGUGGCAUCAAGAGCACAAGGGAAUGCUGAGAGAAGAUGCCAUGGUGGAGUACCUGAAGAUAGCCCAGGAUCUGGAGAUGUAUGGGGUCAACUACUUUAACAUCAAGAACAAGAAAGGAUCAGAACUGUGGUUGGGAGUGGAUGCCCUGGGGCUGAACAUCUACGACAAAAAGGACAAGAUGACCCCAAAGAUUGGCUUCCCGUGGAGUGAGAUCCGAAAUAUUUCCUUCAAUGACAAGAAGUUUGUCAUCAAACCAAUUGACAAGAAAGCUCCGGACUUUGUUUUCUACGUGCCUCGUCUUCGCAUCAACAAACGUAUUCUGGCACUGUGCAUGGGGAAUCACGACCUGUACAUGCGUAGACGUAAACCUGACACCAUUGAGGUGCAGCAGAUGAAGGCCCAGGCCAGGGAGGAAAAGAACAAGAGGCAGAUGGAGAGGGCUCUGCUCGAGAGUGAGAAAAAAAAGCGCGAAAAUGCUGAGAAGGAAACAGAGAAGAUUGCUCGUGAGACCAUGGAGCUGAUGGAGAGAUUGAGACAGAUUGAAGAGCAGACAAAGAGAGCUCAAGAUGAGCUGGAGGAGCAGACUCGCAGGGCUCUUGAGUUAGAGAAGGAGAGGACAAUUGCUCAGGAGGAGGCAGAACGCCUGGACAAGGACCGCAGAGCUGCAGUGGAAGCUAAAGCAGCCUUACUUCACCAGUCUGAAACACAGAUCAAGAGCCAAGAAAGCCUGGCCACUGAGCUGGCAGAGCUUACCUCUAAGAUCUCCCAGCUGGAGGACGCCAAAAAGAAAAAGGACGAGGAAGCGAAUAGAUGGCAGAAAAGGGCGAUGGUGGUUGAAGCUGAUUUGGAGCGAACCAAAGAGGAGCUGAAGAGUAAACUCAUGGGUGUCCACAUCCAGGAUUCAGUCCACUCUCAUAUGCACGAGCACGAUGAGACGGAUGAGAGCAGCGCAGAGGCGAGCGCCGAGCUGACUUCUCCUGGCAUGGUCAGAGAUCGCAGCGAGGAGGAGAGAGUAACAGAGGCCCAGAAGAACCAGAGGCUGCAGAAAAACCUCAAGUUCCUGAGCACUGAGCUGGCUGGAGCUGUAGACGAGAGCAAAAAGACCCCAAAUGACCUGAUCCACGCUGAGAAUGUGAAGGCGGGCCGUGACAAAUACAAGACCUUACGUCAGAUUCGUCAGGGCAACACCAAACAACGCAUUGAUGAAUUUGAGUCUAUGUGAGAGGGGCUGCUGAAGGCCCACUCAGACUGAAGGCGAGAUGAGGAUAGAAGAUAAAAUUGGACACGUGGAGAGAUUUUUAGAAGUAUAGGUGCAAAUUAUUGCAUAGGUAGAAAAUUUACCAGACAGGUCAAAAUAUAUAUCACCUUUAAUGUGCAUGAUUUUAAUGCCGUUUAAUCUGUAAACAAGUCAUAAGUGACAGCUGUUCAAAACACAUUUUUAAUUUCAUAGGAACAAAAACCACAUUCAUGGUCUACUUCAGUGUUGCAAACCUAUGCUGUGAGACAAACGUAAUCCACGCUGUCAUUUUUGAAAAAGGUUUGCUGUUGUCAAUCUUAUGGCACACAUUUGCAAUUUCAAAAUGCCAACUAGUUUAAACUUCACUGAAAUUGAUUAAUGAAAGCAUAGACAUUUAAGGCACUUACAUCUAAAUGUUAAAUCCUCUAUUCUUUAUCACAGAAAUAAAAUACACAGAAACACCA
Plectropomus leopardus (leopard coralgrouper) is the source of this 2438-nucleotide messenger RNA. Its product is annotated as moesin a-like. The record is from RefSeq and is a predicted model, not a curated record. Gene Ontology annotation, molecular function: actin binding. NCBI's taxonomy places the organism in Eukaryota, Metazoa, Chordata, Actinopteri, Perciformes, Serranidae. Gene Ontology annotation, cellular component: cytoskeleton.